Heterocephalus glaber (naked mole-rat) is the source of this 1378-nucleotide messenger RNA. RefSeq names its product MFNG O-fucosylpeptide 3-beta-N-acetylglucosaminyltransferase (gene Mfng). The record is from RefSeq and is a predicted model, not a curated record. Lineage: Eukaryota; Metazoa; Chordata; Mammalia; Rodentia; Bathyergidae. Gene Ontology annotation, molecular function: glycosyltransferase activity. Gene Ontology annotation, cellular component: membrane.
CGGCCGCCGAGCAGGUGGAGGCGGCGCUGGCGGCUGCGGGCUCAGCUCCGCGUCCCCUCCGCCUCGCGCCGCCCCGGUUGCCCGCCAGCCCCGCGCCUGUGCCCGACCGGCCGGGACGCAGGGGCUGAGCUCUCCGGGGUGCCAGUGCCAAUGCCCUGCCGGCUCCCCCGGGGCCCAGCUGCAGCGCUGCUCGCCCUUCUGUGCCUGGGGCUUCUGCCCCUCCACUUCCACUCUAGCCUUUCCCCCCGGGGGGCGCAGGAGGCCCUCGGGCCGAGUGCUUCUAGUCCCGAGCCCCGUGGGCUGCUGCUUCAGGACGUCUUCAUCGCGGUCAAGACCACCCGGGCUUUCCACCGCUCCCGUCUGGACCUGCUACUGGACACGUGGGUCUCCAGAACCAAGCAACAGACGUUCAUCUUCACCGACAGCUGGGAUAGAGGCCUCCAGGAGAGACUGGGGUCCCACCUUGUGGUCACCAACUGCUCUGCAGAACACAGCCACCCGGCUCUGUCCUGCAAGAUGGCUGCUGAGUUUGACUCCUUCCUGGCCAGCGGGCUCAGGUGGUUCUGCCACGUGGACGACGACAACUACUUGAACCCGAGGGCGCUGCUUCAGCUGCUGAAAGCCUUGCCCCAGGGCCGCGACGUCUAUGUGGGCAAGCCCAGCCUGAACCGACCCAUCCACACCUCUGAGCUACGGGCGCACAAUCGCACGAGGCUGGUACAGUUCUGGUUCGCCACAGGAGGCGCUGGCUUCUGCAUCAACCGCAAACUGGCUUUGAAGAUGGCUCCAUGGGCCAGUGGUCCCCGCUUCGUGGACACAUCUGCUCUCAUCCGGCUGCCCGAUGACUGCACCGUGGGCUACAUCGUCGAGUGCAAGCUGGGGGGGCGCCUGCGGCCCAGCCCCCUCUUCCACUCACACCUGGAGACGCUGCAGCUGCUGGGGGCUGCUCAGCUCCUGGAGCAGGUCACCCUCAGCUAUGGUGUCUUUGAGGGAAAACUCAACGUCAUUAAGCUGCCAGGCCCCUUCUCUCCUGAAGAGGACCCCUCCAGGUUUCGCUCCCUGCAUUGCCUGCUCUACCCAGACACGCCCUGGUGCCCACAGCUGGCAGCCCGAUGAACCACUGGCAGCUACCCUGCUGGGAGGAGUGACCAUGUGACCCAGCUCUGACCAAUGAAUGGGAACCCAGCAAAGCCAAUAGUGCUGUUUCUGGCCGAGGUUUUGCAGCUCCAUACCCUGUUUUCCUGUUAUGAAUGUGGGUGUGAUGGCUGGAUCUGGAGAAGCCACUUUGCCCUCAUGAAGGAAAGGCCAAGACAAUCAUCUACAAGUAUCCCCUCCGGCAUCUAGUUCUGUAUGAAAUUAAACUUUUAUUUAAGUCUGA